Messenger RNA from Camellia sinensis, 549 nucleotides. Lineage: Eukaryota; Viridiplantae; Streptophyta; Magnoliopsida; Ericales; Theaceae. The record is from RefSeq and is a predicted model, not a curated record.
AUGACAUGGAAUCAAUUUAAAGAGAUCAUUUAUGAAAAAUACUUCCCUCAGUGCUUCGAAGAUUGUAAAGUGUCAGAGUUUGAGCAAUUGAAACAAAACAAUAUGUCUGUAGCCGAGUAUGAAGCUAAGUUUACUGAGUUAGCUCGAUUUGCUCCUCAUAUGGUGGAUACGGAUUACAAAAAAGCCAGGAAGUUCGAAGAGGGCCUCAACCUAGAUGUGUUUGAUCGAGUCGAGAUUAAUGAAAUUGAGAUUGUCUUGCGAGAAUAUGGUGGAGUCUUAGCUGCUAUUUCUGCACAGUUGGUUAUCAUUGAAGAACUUAAAGAAAAACAACUAAAUGAUGAAUUUCUAAAGAAGAUGGUUGAUGAGAUUGAUUCAAAAUCGAGACUGGGAUUUGUGUUUGAAGGCAAUAUCCUGAAAUUUCAAGGAAGACUUCGUGUACCGGAUUGUUCAGAAUUGAGAAAACGUAUUAUGACCGAAGCUCACAGUUCCAAAUUUGUUAUUCAUCUAGGAAACACGAAGAUGUACAAAGAUUUGAAACAGAAUUUCUAA